Molecule: messenger RNA, 1269 nt
Organism: Colletotrichum navitas
Lineage: Eukaryota; Fungi; Ascomycota; Sordariomycetes; Glomerellales; Glomerellaceae
Product: CFEM domain-containing protein
Exons: 9
Coding region: 1-1269 (422 amino acids)
Source: RefSeq, a predicted model, not a curated record
AUGAGGCUUCUACACAACGGCCUGUUCCUAGUAACCGUUUGCACUGCUACAGCAACAUUGUUGCCGGAACCACGAGCUGCUUCCUCGACAACUACUCUCCUCGAAGACAUUCCGAAGUGCUCAUUGCCGUGUUUCGUUGAUCUAUUGCAAACAGCAGAAUGUGGCAGCUUGCCAUUCGGACCAUGCGUGUGUACGAACAUGCGCCUUCAAUCUCAAGUUUCAACAUGCGUACAAACGUCCUGCAUGUUCGAAGAACAAGUCGUAACAUCCCGCAUAUCGCAAGAGUUCUGCCACGGCUAUCCGAUUCCUGAGUACCGUCGCAAUUUCUGCCGAGUUUUCCUUGUCGUUCUGCCUGCAAUAACGGCUGUUGUUGUCGUUAUGAGAUUCAUAUCAAGGAGGAUAGGCAGGAUCCGGCUUUGGUGGGAUGACUGGACAGCACUGAUUGCUUUGCUUUGCUUAACGAUAACGCUGGGAUGCGGUGUCGCAAGUGUCGAACUUGGCUUUGGCCUUCAUUUCUGGCACGUGGAACCUGGAAAUUCAAAGCCUAUCCUUCAAGUUUGUAGUCCCCGGGCCCUAUUUCCAAUAUCACUGAUUUGUCCUAGCAUCGCUGCCAAAAUUUCUAUCUGCGCCAUGUACCUACGGAUCCUCGUCGACCGCUGGUCCCGUAUAACUGUUAUUGGCCUCAUUGCGUCCCUUAUAAUCCAGACACUUUUGUUCUUGUUCCUGGUGGUGUUUCAAUGCACACCGGUUCAGUCGAUAUGGGACCGGUCCAUUCCCGGGUUCUGUCUCAACAUUCAAGCCAUCGGCUAUGCAGGGGCAGCUUUCACAAUCACUUAUGACUUCAUCUUUAUCGUCCUGCCAUUGCCUCAGCUCUUGAAACUGAAUAUAGCCUUGCGCAAGAAAUUGGUUCUGGCUUUUCUAUUGACGUUGGGCUCAGUCCUUCCUGCACUACGGCCGCUAGUCAACAAAGUGAAAGAAACAAUGAGAUCGUUCGGUCGUCGGGAGCACAACGAAUCUGUUGCAGGGUGUGAGGACCAGGCCAAGUUGAGCGAUCUCGGUCAAUACCAGGCAUCAGACAAGUCUUAUGUCUUGCCAGAUUCUCCAAGAAAACUAGACGCGCAACACGAGAGGCAUCCUACCUCGGAUGCCAUUAGUUCGCUUAUACUACAGAAAACGCAAUCUUUCCCACGUGCUACAACCAACUUCCGGGAGCUUACAUGUAGCUAUCCCAUCCUGCUUAGUAGAAAGGUUCUCGGGAUGCCAGACUGA